Scheffersomyces stipitis CBS 6054 is the source of this 1398-nucleotide messenger RNA. RefSeq names its product ATP-dependent RNA helicase (gene SUB2). The record is from RefSeq and is a predicted model, not a curated record. The coding region runs from base 31 to 1332 and encodes 433 amino acids. Gene Ontology annotation, molecular function: ATP binding; RNA binding; RNA helicase activity. NCBI's taxonomy places the organism in Eukaryota, Fungi, Ascomycota, Pichiomycetes, Serinales, Debaryomycetaceae. The transcript has 2 exons. Gene Ontology annotation, biological process: mRNA splicing, via spliceosome; mRNA export from nucleus.
UCGAAAACACUCCCCAAUUGAUCCACAACAAUGUCGCACGAAGGACAAGAAGAAUUGUUGGAUUACUCCGACUCUGAAGAAAUCGCCGUUCCAACCACCACCGAAGUGGCUGGCGCAGAUUCUGCCACUGAUAAGGAAGCUGACAAGAAGGGAUCCUACGUUGGAAUCCAUGCCACCGGGUUCAGAGACUUCUUGUUGAAGCCAGAAUUGUUGAGAGCCAUUGGAGACUGUGGUUUUGAACACCCUUCAGAAGUCCAACAAGUCUGUAUUCCACAAUCCAUUUUGGGUACUGACGUUUUGUGCCAGGCUAAGUCUGGUUUGGGUAAGACGGCCGUGUUCGUCUUGUCUACCUUACAACAGUUAGACCCAGUUCCAGGUGAAAUUUCCACCUUGGUUAUCUGUCACACCAGAGAAUUGGCCUACCAGAUCCGUAACGAAUACGCCAGAUUUUCCAAGUAUAUGCCAGACGUUAAGACCGAGGUCUUUUAUGGUGGUACUCCAAUCAAGAGAGACAUCGAAAAGUUGAAGAGCAAGGAUACAUGUCCUCACAUUGUAGUUGCUACACCAGGUAGAUUACAUGCUUUGGUUAACGAAAAGGCUAUCCGUUUGUCCAACGUCAAGUCUUUUGUUAUCGAUGAAUGUGACAAGGUCUUGGAAUCCAUCGACAUGAGAAGAGACGUCCAGGACAUUUUCCGUGCUACUCCUCACCAGAAGCAAGUGAUGAUGUUCUCGGCUACUUUGUCGCAGGAAAUCCGUCCCGUCUGCAAGAAGUUCAUGCAAAACCCCUUGGAAAUCUACGUCGACGACGAAGCCAAGUUGACUUUGCACGGCUUGCAACAGUACUACAUCAAGUUGGAAGAGAAAGAAAAGAACAGAAAGUUGUCUGACUUGUUGGACUCAUUAGAAUUCAACCAGGUCAUCAUUUUUGUGAAGUCUACUCAGAGAGCCAACGAGUUGAACAAGUUGUUGUGUAGUUGUAACUUCCCAUCUAUUGCUGUCCACUCUGGUUUGCCUCAAGAAGAAAGAAUUGAGAGAUACAGAUCUUUCAAGGAAUUCAACAAGCGUAUCUGUGUUUCCACCGACGUUUUCGGUAGAGGUAUUGAUAUCGAAAGAAUCAACUUGGCCAUCAACUAUGACUUGCCAAACGAAGCCGACCAGUACUUGCACAGAGUAGGUAGAGCCGGUAGAUUUGGUACUAAGGGUUUGGCCAUUUCUUUGGUGGGAUCCAAGGAAGACGAAGAGGUUUUGGAAAAGAUUCAAUCCAGAUUCGAUGUUAAAAUCACCGAGUUCCCAGAAGAAGGUGUUGACCCAUCCACUUACAUGAACACCUAAUCGGGUCAUUAGUGUUUUGUAGUAGGUGCCUUGUAUUAGUACAGUAAGAAUAAAAGUUUGUUCAAG